Molecule: messenger RNA, 1520 nt
Organism: Hymenoscyphus albidus
Lineage: Eukaryota; Fungi; Ascomycota; Leotiomycetes; Helotiales; Helotiaceae
Source: the annotation of a GenBank genome assembly
AUGCUCCAAGAACCAAGGAUAACCACUCUGGGCCAAGAUCCACGGAGUAGAACCUAUCGAAUAAACGCCAAUAGUUUCCAGCAGAAUGCGAUAACAACGAUUAACGGAUGGCAAUAUGCGGUAUACUACACAGAAGAAAUCGAAGAAGAUGGAAGGAAUGUUUGUUUUGUGAAUCUCUCUCGACGAAAAAUUGAUGGAGGGGCAGGAACGUGGGAGAGGUUGACCUUUAGAGAUUAUGAGCAGACUGCGGAUGAUGGACAUAAUACCAUAUCUGUUGGGGUUUGUCGAGGGGAUGGAAGCAUUCAUUUAGCUUUUGAUCAUCAUUGUGAUCAGUGAGAGCUCUCUUCUUCGAGUUAAAUGAUGAUUGUAUUGACGUAGAUAGGCUGAGGUAUCGAGUGACGAAAUUGAAAGACGGGAAUGGCGAUGAUAGCUGGUCAAUAUCUUGCUUCACUGAAACCCAAGAUUUCUUACCAGGUCUGGAGUCUAGCGAAGUGAUCAAAGAAGUGAGCUAUCCACGAUUUCUGAACGUCGAUGAGGAUCUGCUUCUCACCUAUCGAAUCGGCCAGUAAGCGAAAUUUAUUUUCCUACAAAAUUGGUGUAUAGCUAACCUUAACAGAGCAGGCGAGGGUUCAGACGUCUUAUAUCGAUACUCAUCCAUAACCCACAAGUAUACAUACCUCGGACAAUACCUCACAGGCAUCAAGAACAACCCUUAUGUGAACGGAUUCGACUACCGUCUUAAUCGAGUGCAUAUCUCCUGGUGCUACCGUAACUUCGUAGCAUUUGAGUCCACAGAUCCAAAUGCACAUAAACAACAAGCCGGACCCAAUGGUCCUUGCAAUAACCAUGAUCUCAACUAUGCAUAUUCCGAUGACGUGGGCAAGACUUGGAAAGCUUCAAAUGGUGAGGUACUAGCAUCUAUACAAGGAAAUGAGAUAUUCAAUGGACGCAACUCAAUCUUGCCCAGUGCAAAUGGUAUUCGAGUCUUUGAUAUACCCAUGGGAAGCGGGAUACUAAAUCAAGAGGGCCAAGUGGCUGAUUGGGAUGGCGGAUUCUGGGCACUCAACCGUGAGUCAGUGACGCGGCCUGCUGAGUCCGGGUUGUCUGGUGAAGAGGAGCAUUGGAUGGUGUACCAUCGUGAUAUUGCAGGUAAGAAGAUGAAAGAGGUCCUUGUGGAGUUGCGAAUAUGGUGCUGAGACUUCACAGGGAAAUGGACAAAGAAGACGAUACAGCACUCCUCGAAAACAACUGAGACGGGCUCGAGGGCAAAGAUUUGUGUCGAUAGAGAGAGUAAUGUAUACCUCGUCUUGCCAGGGAAUUCAGACUCCAGUUUGGGCGUACUGCAGAGCCAGAAAAGUGAAGGAUACGCAAGGUUUGAAAAGAUUUGGACUGGAGAUGGGUACGAUGGCGAGCCGCUUGUUGAUGUGCAAAUGCUAGAGGUAUCAAACCUGUUGUCGAUUUUCACCAGGACUUCUGGAAAGGUUAGGGACGUGGUUGUGCUUGAUUUCGUCUUAGCUUGA